GACAAAUUACAAAUUUAGUUUGGAGUUAACUCUGUUCGCAUCAUGUGGUUGCACUGGCUGAUCUGUGUAUUUAUCUUGCUGCAAGUGGCUAAAGCCACCAAGUGGUACGGUGGAGGGUUGGAAUUUAAUCACCCCUCUGCCUGGAUAGAUGAACACUUGCCUUGCGGCCAGGAUCUAGUUGUUUUUCCGGAAUAUUAUCCUGCCCUGUUGCCCCUGCCCGAGGACAUAUCCAUUGAUGGUUUAGUUUUCCCCAGAGAGGGGGCGAUUCUUCUGGCUGAGGAAUCUACCAUGACCUUUGGAUCGAAUAAAGAUUCCAACUGUGAGAGUGAAGAGAAAAAAGCCCAUUUAAAGCCACCCAAGUCGAGUAAAUGGUUUGAUCCCGACACGUGGGUGGACAAGUCCAAAAAGGAUUUUGCCACAUUCAUGCCAGAGCUGGAAAGGAUACCCUGCGAUGACGAGCAGGUCAUAAUCAAGGGUCACGGCCCAUUGGCCUUUGAUCUCGAGAAUGUUCAGCACCUGAGACUGGGACAACUUAUUCUGGCUGGCUCCUCCAUUUCCAAAACCUAUUUGGAACAACUCAUCACCAGGGACUUGGGGCAAUUUCUGUUCCACAAUGCCCAGGAUGUCCAGGUGGAGUACUAUAGAGGAGAGCUGUGUGGCUGCCACAAGGACUUCGAUCGUUUGCUGGAACCCGUUUGCCACAAUGUUCGGGAGCAGUGCGAAACGCCCCACUGUUUGUCUCCAGUUUGGCCCUUGGGGUCCUGUUGUCCCAUCUGCGGGGCCAUUUUGACCACACCGACCAAUCACUGCACCGAGAGCAGUAAAAAGGAAAUCAUAACUAAAUUAAAUGACCUAAUUGGCACAAAAAGUCUAAAGGAUCAGAUCCAACUCCAUGCGGAGUUUGUGGGCUCUCAACAGUAUGGAAACUUCCUGCAGGUCACAGUUACGGAUCGUCUUGGCUACAGUGAACAAAGCGUGGAGUUCUUGCAAAAGCAGCUCGAUUAUUGGAACAAAUCGAACACUACGUUGAAGGUUUCCGGUCGACCCUAUAACCCAAAUGUGAGCUUCUCCUCAGUCGUUCUGAUACUCUUCUGCAUGGCCCUGGUUGGCUUGGUUUCCGUGGUCAUUUUGGCCCACUUUAUGCCGGAGAAUCCCUACCUGAAUCGUAUACCUCAGUGGAUCCACGAUCCCAGGUACUGGAGGUGGCGUCACUUGGGUGUAAGACUUCGCAGGAAUCUGCUUUUCAAUCGGCUUGAAGACGUCGGCUCUGGUGGUGGUGGCUCCAGUGAGAGAGGUGCUUCUGGAGUGCAACGUCUGGGAGUAAUGGCCUAUGAUCCGGAGAGCGGAGAAGUGAGGGAACGGUCCUUUGACAAUCCCAUGUUCGAGCAGGCAGAAGCCAUCGAAGUAGCUGCAAAGGAAUCGCAGGAAGAGGAACAACACUUGGGUGCCCCCAAAAUGGAGACAGGCGAUCUGGACACCAGUAGUGUGGUGGAUGAGCAGGAGCUUACGGAAAUCAAUUUAAAAACCUUGGAAGCGGAAACCGAUGAGGAGACCAUUUAACAGGUUUUUCUCCAAUAACGCAAAUCGAAAUCAAGAAAGCAAUUCAAAUUCGCCAAGCCGGAAAGGUUUUUUUGAAAUCAUAAAAAAACGUCUACAUCGAGUUAUAUGCGUAUAUGUUAAAAAUCAAAGAAGUUACAUAUAUCGAUUUUCCUAUGACAGCUAUAUAAUUUUAUAUCUACGAUUUUUAUUAACUAAACCCGAAUUUCUAAAAUGAAACAAAUACUACAACAACAA
Drosophila elegans is the source of this 1794-nucleotide messenger RNA. It is a transcript of the gene Amnionless, whose product is annotated as protein amnionless. The transcript has a single exon. The record is from RefSeq and is a predicted model, not a curated record. NCBI's taxonomy places the organism in Eukaryota, Metazoa, Arthropoda, Insecta, Diptera, Drosophilidae. Gene Ontology annotation, biological process: receptor-mediated endocytosis; intracellular protein localization. Gene Ontology annotation, cellular component: apical plasma membrane; endocytic vesicle. The coding region runs from base 43 to 1560 and encodes 505 amino acids.